AUGACUUCAUCCUUCCGCCCGGGUUUCCUUUAUGAUGUAGGGUUGUCCCAAGCGCUCGGCUCAGACGCUGAUCGAGGCUGUUGGACGCCGCAUCCGCUUCUUGCCCGCCCGCCCCGGCUGAACCUUGCUGCCUCUUCGGAGCCGAUCGCCCCCGCCGCCGCCGCCGCCACCAUGUCUGAGAUCCUGCCCUACAACGACGACAAAGUGGCCCGCUAUGGCACCGACUCGGAGGUGGGCGACAUCUCCUUCAGCUGCCGCCUCCAGGACACCAACUCCUGGGGCAACCAAUCCAAGCGGCCCCCCAAGUUAGGACAGAUCGGACGAGCCAAGCGAGUGGUCAUCGAAGACGAUCGAAUAGACGAGGUGCUGAAGGGCAUGGCUGGGAAGUCGCCGUCCGGGGUAUAAAGCGGGCACCGCAGCGCCUCUGCAUCAGCUGCAGCGGAUUCCCCCGAAUUUUUAAAGCACUUUUGGCUGUGCAUGUUUGUUGGGAUUGUGGACAAACCAGAAAAGCACGGAAGAAGAUGAGGCUGCUGGCAACACUCUCCACCUCCAACGCGACCCCGGCCCGAAGAAGGAACUGAUGUGUGUGGGGGGGCCGUAUCAUCUCUCUCUCUCUCUCCCCCCCCCCCCCGACCUUCCUUCCUCUUCCUCCCUCUUUCCAACGGAGCGCCGCGGGACGCCGAGACCUUGUCAUCCCCCCCCGCCCCAAUGUUGUCCCCGUCGCCACACAACAC
Messenger RNA from Pseudonaja textilis, 734 nucleotides. The record is from RefSeq and is a predicted model, not a curated record. NCBI's taxonomy places the organism in Eukaryota, Metazoa, Chordata, Lepidosauria, Squamata, Elapidae.